Messenger RNA from Pseudovirgaria hyperparasitica, 999 nucleotides. RefSeq lists its product as uncharacterized. The record is from RefSeq and is a predicted model, not a curated record. Lineage: Eukaryota; Fungi; Ascomycota; Dothideomycetes; Acrospermales; Acrospermaceae. The transcript is spliced from 3 exons. Bases 1 to 999 code for a protein of 332 amino acids. Gene Ontology annotation, molecular function: histone binding; chromatin binding. Gene Ontology annotation, cellular component: nucleus; chromatin. Gene Ontology annotation, biological process: nucleosome assembly.
AUGACCAAAGAAGACGUCGAGCAGACAGCUCCUGAUGUUAGCUACGAGGAGCUUGCGGCGAUCGAGCACGACUUUGAGGAAGCCGAGCUCGACAUUAUCCGCGCAACCACCAAGCGCUUUGCGCCUCUCUACAUCAAGCGCAAGGCCAUCAUCGACAAGAUCCCUGCCUUCUGGGCGUUGGUCCUCGAACAGGCGCCUCCCGAGCUCGACCAAUUCAUCCAGCCCUCCGACAGCCAGGUCUUUGCCGAUGCUCUGACCGACAUGUCCGUCUCGCGCUUUGAGAUUGAUGACCCGGCUGGCUCUCCCCGCAGUAUCAGCAUUACCUUUACCUUCUCCGAGAAUGAGUACUUCACGAACAAGACGUUGAACAAGAAGUUCUGGUAUCGUCGCAGCAGCGAGGACCACGUUACCCUGGUCAGCGAGCCUGUGCAGAUCGACUGGAAAGAGGGCAAGGACCUCACAAACGGACUGAACGCUGCUGUGAUUUCUCUCUGGAAGGCUCGCGCUGGGGCCGCCAAGGGCACCAAGCAGAGCGAGAUUCCAGAGUUCAAGAAGCUGUUGAAGGUGAUUGAGCAGAGCGAGACGGAUGAGGCGCUGAGCUUCUUCACUUGGUUCAGCUUCGUGAGCGACUCGCGCUGGAUCAGCGCCGAGGAGAGCGCCGAGGCAACAAAGAAGGCUCGCGAGGAGCGCAACAAGCCCAAGGUCGACAAGAAAGAGGAGGAGCCAGAGAUGGUCGAUGCCGAGGAUCUGGAGCUUGAUAUCUUGAGCGAAGUCCAUGGUGCUGGGGCGGAGAUUGCGAACAUCAUUGCCGAGGACGUCUGGCCUAACGCCAUUGAGUACUACACCCAAUCCCAGUUCGACGACGAGGAACUCUCCGAGCUCGACGAAGACGAGGAAAUGGACGACGAUUCCGAGGGCGAGGAGGUCGAUAUCCGCGCGCUUGUUGGCAAGGGCAAGACCUCAAACUCCCCCCCUCCUCCCAAGAAGCGCAAGGCCUAG